Molecule: messenger RNA, 6506 nt
Organism: Cyclopterus lumpus (lumpfish)
Lineage: Eukaryota; Metazoa; Chordata; Actinopteri; Perciformes; Cyclopteridae
Gene: zswim5
Product: zinc finger, SWIM-type containing 5
Exons: 16
Coding region: 39-3596 (1185 amino acids)
Cellular component (GO): Cul2-RING ubiquitin ligase complex
Source: RefSeq, a predicted model, not a curated record
GUGUGUGUGUGUGUGUGUGAGCGUGUGUGUGUGAGUGUAUGUGUGUGAGUACUCGGCUUCCUGCUGCUGCUCGGUGUCCGCACACCGUCAGUCUCGUCAGUGUUGAUCGGCUCGCCAUGGCGGAAGGACGCAGAGAACAGCCGCCCCAUCCUCUCCUCUCCUUACCACCGGCCAGCAAGCGACCCUGCCUGCGCCCUGCUCCCCGAGGUCCCGGUCCGGGGCCCGGUCACGGCAGCGGGUUGCCCAGCUCCCGGUACCGUUCCCCGGAGUCCCUACUGGACUGCGCCGCGAAGGCAGUCGCGGAAAAGUGGGCCUUCGAGAGAGUGGAGGAGCGCUUCGAGCGGAUCCCGGAGCCCGUCCAGCGCCGCAUCGUCUACUGGUCUUUUCCCCGCAACGAGAAGGAGAUAUGCAUGUACUCUUCGUUUCAGUGCCGAGUCGCCGGCGAGGAGGGUCCGUCGGCGGCUACCGGCGGGGCUGUGGGCGCUGGGUCCGGAGCUACAACCGCCGGCGGUGGCGGAGGAUCUACCGGCACUACGGCUACCGUGGGGGCAGCCGGAGCAGUGGGCACGGGAGACGGACUGCCUUUCCGCCGGGGUAUCAGGCUGCUAGAGACCGGCUGUGUGGAAAACGUUUUACAAGUCGGGUUUCACCUCAGUGGCACAGUCACUGAACCCGCCACGUCGUCGGAGCCAGAGGUCACCCACAAGGUGGCCAUCAGCUUCGACCGAUGCAAGAUCACCUCCGUCACCUGCGGUUGCGGGAACAGGGACAUUUUCUACUGCGCCCACGUGGUGGCGCUCUCUCUGUACCGCAUUCGCAAGCCCGAGCAGGUGAAGCUGCGGUUGCCCAUCUCGGAGACGUUGUUCCAGAUGAACCGGGAUCAGCUGCAGAAGCUGGUCCAGUACCUGAUCACGGCCCACCACACCGAGGUGCUGCCCACAGCUCAGAAGCUGGCUGACGAGAUCCUCUCCUCCAACUCUGAGAUCAACCAGGUUCACGGCGCUCCUGACCCGACGGCAGGCGCCAGCAUCGACGAUGACAACUGCUGGCAUCUGGACGAGGAUCAAGUCAGGGAGCAGGUCAAACAGUUUCUCUCACAGGGAGGGUACUACGGCUCCGGGAAGCAACUCAACUCCAUGUUCGCCAAGGUCAGGGAGAUGCUACGAAUGCGAGACUCCAACGGCGCCCGAAUGCUGACGCUCAUAACGGAACAGUUUAUGGCGGACCCCCGGCUGUCGCUAUGGAGACAACAGGGCACCGGCAUGACGGAUAAGUGCCGGCAGCUCUGGGAUGAGCUAGGUGCAUUGUGGGUGUGCGUGGUGCUCAACCCCCACUGCAAGAGCGAGGAGAAGAGCGGCUGGCUGAAGCAGCUGAAGAAGUGGGGCGACCUGGACGUCUGCCCGCUGGAGGACGGCAACUACGGCAGCGAGCUUCCAAACAUCACCAACGCUCUACCGCAGAGCAACCUGGCACAGGACUCUCUGUCCAGGCCGAGGAGGUCGGUGUUCAGCCGGGCCGUCGAGGCCUGCGACCUCCACUGGCAGGACAGCCACCUCCAGAGGAUCAUCAGCAGUGACCACUACAUGUCUCCGUCCUACCAGAGAGAGGGCGAGAGUCUGCUGUUCAACCCGCAGGGCCUGCCGCUCUGGCUAGACCAUGUCCCGACGGCGUGCGCUCGCGUUGACGCCUUGCGCUCCCACGGAUACUCCCGUGAAGCACUGCGAUUGGCCGUGGCCAUCAUCAACACGCUCCGCCUCCAGCAGCAGAGACAGAUGGACAUCUACAAACACCAAAAGAAAGAGCUUCUCCAGAGGGGCGUGACUUCCACCACCAACCUGGAAGGCUGGGUGGGUCAUCCCUUGGACCCGAUCGGCUGUCUGUUCACCACGCUCACCGAAACGUGCCGCGUGGACGACGACAACACCAUGGAUACGGGAGAAGGCGACCCCAGGCCCCCGGUGUACCACCACGUACCCGUGUGGGGCAGUCCUGACGGAGGGGAGUCCUACCUGACCUUGGCCUUAGAGGUGGCUCUGAUGGGCAUGGGCCAGCAGAGGAUAAUGCCCGAGGGCCUGUACGCUCAGGAUAAGGUGUGUCGGAACGAGGAGCAGAUUGUGGCGAAGCUUCAGGAACUGGAGCUGGACGAGCUCCUGGUCCAGACUCUUCGGAAACAGGCCAUACAGCUGCUGGAAGCCGGUCCGUUCAGCGGCCUCGGGGAGGUCAUCCACAGGGAGAGCGUUCCCAUGCACACCUUCGCCAAGUACCUCUUCUCUGCCUUGCUGCCGCACGACGCCGACCUGGCGUACAAGGUGGCCCUCCGCGCCAUGAGGCUGCCGGUGCUGGAGUCCUCAGGGGGCUCGGGGGACGUGGGCCACCCCCACCACGGCAUCUCCAUAGUUCCAAGCAGAUACCCGCGCUGGUUCACACUGGGACACCUGGAGUCCCAGCAGUGCGAGCUGGCCUCCACCAUGCUCACCGCCGCUAAAGGUGACAUGUUGAGGUUGCGGACCGUGCUGGAGGCCAUCCAGAAGAACAUCCACUCCUCUUCCUUAAUCUUCAAGCUGGCCCAGGACGCCUUUAAGAUAGCCACACCCGCAGACAACCCGCCGGAUAUAACUCUGCUCAACGUGGCACUGGAGCUGGGACUGCAGGUGAUGAGGAUGACUCUGUCCACACUGAACUGGAGAAGGAGAGAGAUGGUCCGCUGGCUGGUAACCUGUGCCACUGAAGUCGGUCUGCGGGCGCUGGUGAGCAUCUUACAGAGCUGGUACACCCUCUUCACGCCGACCGAGGCCACCAGCAUCGUGGCGGCCACCGUCAUGUCGCACAACACCAUCCUGCGGCUCAGCCUCGACUACCCGCAGCGCGAGGAGCUGGCCAGCUGUGCCAGGACGCUGGCGCUGCAGUGCGCCAUGAAGGACCCCCAGAACUGCGCUCUGUCGGCCCUGACGCUCUGCGAGAAGGACCACAUCGCCUUCGAGACGGCCUACCAGAUCGUGAUCGACGCGGCGUCCACGGGUAUGACGUACUCCCAGCUGUUCACCAUCGCGAGGUACAUGGAACACCGAGGAUAUCCCCUGCGCUCCUUCAAGUUGGCCUCGCUCGCCAUGACCCACCUCAACCUGGCGUACAACCAGGACACGCACUCGGCUAUCAACGACGUGCUCUGGGCCUGCGCGCUCAGCCACUCCCUGGGUAAAAACGAGCUCGCGGCCAUCAUCCCCCUGGUGGUGAAGAGCGUGCACUGCGCCACGGUGCUGUCCGACAUCCUGCGGCGGUGCACCAUGACGGCGCCGGGUCUCGCCGGUAUUCCGGGGAGGCGGAACUCUGGGAAGCUGAUGUCCACGGACAAGGCGCCGCUGCGGCAGCUCCUGGAUGCCACGAUCUCGGCGUACAUCAACACCACGCACUCACGACUGACGCACAUCAGUCCGCGCCACUACGGGGAGUUCAUAGAGUUCCUGAGCAAAGCGCGAGAGACUUUCCUGCUGGCGCUGGACGGCCACAUUCAGUUCGCCCAGUUCAUAGACAACCUGAAACAGAUCUACAAGGGCAAGAAGAAACUGAUGAUGUUGGUCAGGGAGCGCUUCGGCUGACCACGCCCCUCCCUCAAGUAGUGCGACUAUUUAAGGUUUUUUUUUCUUCUUAUGUUGAGCCAUUUGUUGACUAAGUCUUAAGUUUUUCUCCUGUUUUGUUGUUUUGUUUCUUGAAUGUGAACCAGGAAGUGUUCGCAGUACAUUGCUCUGCUUCAUUGAGACUGCGAAAGGCGGGGAAAGGGCUCGAAAUGUCAAAGAAACGACAACAAAAACAAAGCAUCCCCCCCCCCCCCCCCCCCCUCCCUUCAACUAAUGUUAAAUCUAGUAUGAAAAAGUCAAAAGAUUGUAAUGGGGGGGGGGGGGGGGGGGACUAAAGGAACUUUUGAGGGUUUUUUUGUGGGGGCACAAAACCAAAAGAUCUCGUUGGAUGGGGUACUUACUUUGAGCCAGAAGACGCUUUCAGCUGCGGUUAAGAAGAAGAACAAGAACAAGAAGAAGAAGAAGAAGAAGAAGAAGAAGAAGAGGGGAAAGUGGUUUUCAAAGUAGAAAGGAACUUGUCAUUUCAAAAGGCAAAAAAACCCAGCUGAGGUCAGAAAACGUGCACAGUGUUACCGCCAUAACUCAACUGUAUUAUUAGUCGGCUUUAACUUCUCCAUCAGAAAAAUGGGCCUUGUGUUCCAUUGAGAGUAGAGUAGAGAGGGCAGAAGACAGAACUCCAAGUUGUAGAAGACGUCAGCACCAACAGGUUUCUGAGCGCGAGUCCAGCUCCUCCCCUCCGCGCCUGCCUGGUCAGUGUUUUCAAAUCCUAGCUGAAGUCGAGUCGUUGAGGCUCCACGGGCACAUGCAUAAAUAUAUGUAUCUGAUAAACGAUAGACGGGGGUCUCAGUAUUCCCAUAUUUACGGCUAACGCUGCACUGCUGUACGGCUUGUUUGUAGCCAAAACCUUUGAAAUCAAUAACGACUCCUGUCGUCACAUUUCACUCGCUAGAUUGGGAUUUAGUCAAUAAGCAAUAUUAGUCAAGCUUGUGCUUAAUUUUGUAUAUCAUCCAGUGGCGUUAAUUUCCCCUUCUUGUUCUCUGUUAGGAAGCUUUGGAUCAUACUUUGGGACCCGGGUUGAUUUCAGCGUUAACUCUGCCUGUAGCUCAAGUCCCUUUUCCAUCUCAAGAACUGUUUCUGGAACCCCAGAGCACAACGCCAUUUUAAGAGCAGGAAUGUGGUUCCAAUGUUGGUUCUUUUGGUCACGGUUCCUACCCCUAAAGCCCUGGCAGAUAGUACUUUUUACCAAUAUUGCUUGGGGUGACCUGUGCAGCACUUGUGGAUCAAAUAAGCACUAUUUAAAUGUAACCGCCAGGAUUUUCUAAAAGUACUGUAAAAGUACUUAGCGAGAGGUAAUUAGUGCUGAACAGUAAAGAAAAUAUUGGACUGAUAACAAGGACCAAGCUCUGCCUUGUAUAUUGAGAAUCAAAAAGCCUCCCAAAAUAUAUAUUUUUUUGAAUUUAUAGUAGAACUAGGCUUAUACCACUUCCACACAUUUGCACUAACUAAUAUUGUUACGUGAACAAUAGAUCAACUGAUCAGGUGUAAAUGGGAAACGGUUGUUUUUAGUGACCAACAAAGAAAUAAUGAUUACCGCCCAACUCUACAAAGCCUUUUAGCAUGAAUUGAGCUAAUCCGUAGAUUUUUAUCCGGCCUACAAAAUGUACCGUUUGGUGAAGUCUUGCUGUGCCCAUCAUCUUCAUUUCAAAGACAGCAAACACCGGCUGCUUCGCACCACCGUUAGCGUCUAGCUAGCGGGCGCGGUGUAGCAUUUAGCUUCUAAAGAGUCGGUGGAGACCAAAAUGGAGCUAAAGGGAGAAAACCCUAUUGGACCAACAUUUGACUGCAAACAAAUACCUAUGUGGCUCCAUCUCUGCCACAUGUGUAAAUUAGCAGCUCUUUGCUAACACGAUGGCGACUUUUUAAGAGGAUGCAUGUGUUGUAUUGUUUGUGUUCUUAGCUAAACAACAACAACAACAACAACAACAAUCUGAAAAGAUUCAAAACCACAGUAAUUGCAGUAAUCACACCGUUCCCAUUAGGUAAAUACGCCUGCGUUGAUCCAGGAUUCUUCUAUUCUCCCGGUUCUCUGGUCUCUCGGGAUGGAAAAGAGUCUGCAGCUACUAAAGCCACGACCUGUGUGCGGUUGCGAUCAUGCUGGACUAAAGAUACACAGUGCAAACGCUGCAUGUUUUAUGACUUGAUGACUUAAUCGUGCAUAUUUGAAACCACAUGCUUCGGCACAGGGGAGUUUCUUUCGGGGGGGGGGCUGGUUGCAUAUGAGGGAUGUCCACGCUCCCCUUUCUUUACCCAGUGGCAAAGCAUUGUUGGCAGAAUACAGCAAGAGCAAGAGCUCACCGGUCGGACUGAACGUCAUCGUACGAGCACUUCACACAAAUACCUCUUCAGUACGUUCCUGCCUGCUUCAGCGUUUAUUUUAUCAAUGGUUUCAGUGACGCCGUACGUUUCGAGUCGGGCGGACAUUCUUUUGAACAGAGGAACAUUUUCUUGCCUGCUUUUACAUUCCAUGAGAGCGACCUUCGCCCACUCCCCGGGUAGUAGUCAGUCCCAACUCUGGGGGGCUUUUCCUCCGAUCUGAAGAAACGCAGUUAGAAGAAUGGAGGGAACACACACACACACACACACACACACACACACACACACAAUUAAGGAAAACUGAGCAGAAGAAAGAAAAGAGGCUAAACUCAGUUCUCAGGGACACCACUUAAAGAAACAAAACAAAAAGUAGUAGCAUUAAGCAUUUAAGAUAUUGUAAAUAUGAAAGUGUCAAUUCAGAAAAUUGUAAAGUUAUAAUUAUUUAUGAUAAGUAUGUUAUGUGUUUGUUUUCACUUUAUUUUUCUGUUUUGUUCUCUUUUUUUUUGGCGGGGGUGUACUUGAACUGUUCUGGACAGGGAAUUUGACAGCAGUUUUUUU